GCUUCGCUAUGGCUGAGCUGGUCCAGGCCUCGCAGUCCCGGGGAAGUCUGCAGUCCACAUCUGGCGGGCAGUCCGGGUUACCCGCUGCGGGGGGGAGUAGUACGAGCACCAGUGACCCAGCCAGACCCGGGCUGAGCCAGCAGCAGAGGGCCAGCCAGAGAAAAGCACAAGUCCGUGCAUUACCGCGGGCCAAGAAGCUCGAGAAACUCGGUGUAUUUUCUGCUUGCAAGGCGAAUGACAUCUGUAAGUGCAAUGGGUGGAAGAACCCCAACCCGCAGACGGCCCCCCGAAUGGACCUUCAGCAGCCUGCCGCCAGCCUGAGUGAGCCUUGUCGCAGUUGCAGUCAUGAGCUAGCUGACCACGUAUCCCACCUAGAAAAUGUUUCUGAAGAUGAAAUCAACCGUCUGUUGGGCAUGGUGGUGGACGUGGAGAAUCUCUUCAUGUCGGUCCAUAAAGAAGAGGAUACAGACACCAAGCAAGUUUACUUUUACCUGUUUAAGCUGCUGAGAAAGUGCAUCUUGCAAAUGAUCCGACCCGUUGUUGAGGGAUCUCUUGGAAAUCCACCAUUUGAAAAGCCAAAUAUUGAACAGGGAGUUCUAAAUUUUGUUCAGUACAAGUUCAGCCAUCUGCAGCCCAAGGAACGUCAGACCAUGUAUGAGCUUUCCAAAAUGUUCCUGCUUUGCUUGAACUACUGGAAGCUUGAAACGCCCUCGCAAUUCCGGCAGAGGUCGCAGAAUGAAGAUGUCGCAACGUAUAAAGUCAAUUACACCAGGUGGCUGUGCUACUGUCACGUACCUCAGAGUUGUGAUAGUUUACCACGAUAUGAAACUACCCAUGUGUUUGGAAGAAGCUUACUCCGUUCCAUCUUUACGGUUACCCGGAGGCAGUUGCUGGAGAAGUUCAGAGUGGAGAAGGACAAACUGGUUCCAGAGAAAAGGACCCUUAUUCUCACACAUUUCCCAAAGUUCCUUUCAAUGCUCGAAGAAGAAAUUUAUGGGGAAAACUCUCCCAUUUGGGAGGCAGAUUUCACAGUCCCAGCCACAGAAGGUUCUCCACAUGUGUCUCGUCCAGCUGCAGGCAAUACCACAUCAGUCCCCAGUACACCGCUAUUUAGCAGCAAUCUUAACAACAACUCUUCCAUGACAUCAAGUGCAGAUGCCAACAACGCAGAACCCAUGCCAGGCGAAAAGCGGAAACUGUCGGACAGCCUGACGCUGGAAGAUGCUAAGAGAAUCCGGGUGAUGGGUGACAUACCUAUGGAGCUAGUGAAUGAGGUUAUGCUAACCAUAACCGAUCCUGCUGCCAUGCUUGGCCCUGAUACAAGCUUAUUGUCGGCUAAUGCAGCACGUGAUGAGACCGCUCGCUUGGAGGAGAGAAGAGGGAUCAUAGAAUUUCAUGUUAUAGGAAACUCUCUGUCGCAGAAGUCUAAUAAAAAGAUCCUUAUGUGGCUAGUGGGUCUUCAGAACGUCUUUUCACAUCAGCUUCCCAGGAUGCCAAAGGAGUACAUAACACGUCUUGUGUUUGACCCAAAACACAAAACCCUGGCUCUCAUUAAGGAUGGUCGUGUCAUCGGAGGGAUCUGCUUCCGUAUGUUCCCCACCCAAGGCUUCACAGAGAUAGUCUUCUGUGCAGUGACGUCCAACGAGCAAGUCAAGGGUUACGGCACACACUUGAUGAACCAUUUAAAAGAAUAUCAUAUCAAACACAAUAUCCUGUACUUCCUGACCUAUGCCGAUGAAUAUGCCAUAGGCUACUUCAAGAAACAGGGUUUUUCAAAGGAUAUCAAAGUCCCAAAGAGCCGAUAUCUGGGAUACAUAAAGGACUAUGAAGGGGCCACAUUAAUGGAGUGCGAACUCAACCCCCGUAUUCCUUACACAGAACUCUCCCACAUCAUCAAGAAGCAAAAGGAGAUAAUUAAGAAACUUAUCGAACGAAGGCAGGCUCAGAUCCGCAAAGUGUAUCCAGGACUUACUUGCUUUAAGGAAGGUGUGCGUCAAAUCCCAGUGGAGUGCAUCCCAGGAAUACGAGAAACUGGGUGGAAGCCAACAUGCAAAGAAAAAGGGAAGGAAAUUAAAGACCCAGAUCAAUUAUACAAUGUCCUGAAGAACCUUCUUGCACAGAUUAAGACUCACCCAAGUGCUUGGCCGUUCAUGGAACCUGUGAAGAAAUCAGAGGCUCCAGAUUACUAUGAAGUGAUUCGCUUUCCAAUUGAUUUGAAAACCAUGACGGAGAGGCUGAAGAACAGAUACUAUGUGACCAAGAAGAUAUUCAUUGCUGAUCUGCAGAGAAUCAUCACCAACUGCCGAGAAUACAAUCCCCCUGAUAGCGAUUACUGCAAGUGUGCUAACACCCUGGAGAAAUUCUUCUAUUUUAAGCUGAAAGAUGGAGGAUUGAUUGACAAAUAAUCGAAAAAGCAACUUCUUUUAUGUAAUCCAUUCCAGCCAUGGGCCAACUUCAGCUCCGGCAUUUCAUUCUCCUGCAUCUUAGACUUUGGUUUCAUGCUCCC
Spea bombifrons (plains spadefoot toad) is the source of this 2506-nucleotide messenger RNA. RefSeq names its product lysine acetyltransferase 2A (gene KAT2A). The record is from RefSeq and is a predicted model, not a curated record. The transcript is spliced from 18 exons. Bases 9 to 2405 code for a protein of 798 amino acids. Gene Ontology annotation, biological process: chromatin remodeling; positive regulation of transcription by RNA polymerase II. Lineage: Eukaryota; Metazoa; Chordata; Amphibia; Anura; Pelobatidae. Gene Ontology annotation, molecular function: histone H3 acetyltransferase activity; protein binding. Gene Ontology annotation, cellular component: histone acetyltransferase complex; nucleus.